Nicotiana tabacum (common tobacco) is the source of this 846-nucleotide messenger RNA. The record is from RefSeq and is a predicted model, not a curated record. Lineage: Eukaryota; Viridiplantae; Streptophyta; Magnoliopsida; Solanales; Solanaceae.
AUGGAACAAGGAAGCAUCAUGCCAGACACAAGAAUCUAUAACGUUGUUAUAGAUGCUCUUUGCAAGGAUAGAAUGAUGGAUGCUGCAAUUAGCCUUUUCGAAGAGAUGAAACAAAAAGGCAUUCCUCCGGAUGUUAUCACAUAUAAUUCAUUGAUUGAUGGUCUUUGUAAAUUUGGUCAGUUGGAGAAGGUUAGGACUUUGUUCUUCGAAAUGGUAAAUCUUAAUAUUUAUCCAGAUGUGCAAACCUUGACCAUAGUGACCGAUGGACUAUGCAAAGAUGAGAAGCUUCUUUCUGUGCUGGGCAGUUAUUGUUUUUUCUCUGACUCUUCAAGGAUCUUGGGGGAAGGAUAUGUCAAGUAUAUUACAAAGGAAAUCAGCAAAGUAGUCAAACUCCAGGAAGAGCUAGACUUUGUUAUGCUUAUGCCUAAGAAGCUUUUACAACCAAUGGAUGGGUUCAAUCUUAUGGAUCCCGCUGUGUUAAGCCUCCAAUUAUCUAUGGUGAUGUCAGUCAGAAAAACCAAUGACUGCUUCCUGGUAUUCACUGGCACAAAGUAUGAGCAAGCACUGAGAUUUGAGACUUGCUCUCAAAUUGCAUUGGCUAUUAAGGAUGAGGUUGAAGAUCUUGAGAAGGCUGGCAUUAAUGUCAUUCAAGUUGAUGGAGCUGCUUUAAGGGAGGCGUUGCCUCUUAGAAAGCCCAAGGAAGCUUUCUACUUGAACUGGCCUGUGGAUUCAUUCAGGAUAACCAACUUCAGUGUUCAAGACACUACCCAGGUCGAUAUUCAGUCUUGUCCUCAUUCUGCAAGUCAAAUGGUUAUUAUUAUCUCUGUCAAAGUCUGUUGUGCUUAG